Molecule: messenger RNA, 991 nt
Organism: Sorghum bicolor (sorghum)
Lineage: Eukaryota; Viridiplantae; Streptophyta; Magnoliopsida; Poales; Poaceae
Product: 19 kDa globulin
Exons: 1
Coding region: 212-790 (192 amino acids)
Source: RefSeq, a predicted model, not a curated record
UCCAAAUCAUCAUCAUAUUUCCCUCCUGCAUGCAUCAACCUUUUCAACUGACAGUGUGUGUUUUUCCACCUCAACUGCCUUUUCUCCUAUAUAUAUAAAAACCCAACCCCGCCUCACUACCACCUCAUCGAUCACCACCAAAGAACACAACAAUUAGCUAGCAGAUCAAACAACUAGCGACAAAGAUUUGUUAGUGAUCCGUGCUGAUCAGAUGGCUAAGAUCGCUGCCGUCGCCGCCACGGCGGCGCUGUGCCUCGCGGCCCUGGUGGCCGUGGCCGUCGGCCAAGGCGUGGUCGAGCGGCAGAGGCUCAAGGACCUGCAGUGCUGGCAAGAGGUCCAGGAGAACCCGCUCGGCGCGUGCCGGCAGGUGCUCGACCGGCAGCUCACCGGCGGCAUGCGCUACGGCAUCGGCCCGUUCCGGUGGGGCACCGGGCUCCGGAUGCGGUGCUGCCAGCAGCUCCAGGACGUGAGCCGCGAGUGCCGCUGCGCCGCCAUCCGGAGCAUGGUCAGGGGCUACGAGGAGACCAUGCCGCCGCUGGAGAAAGGCUGGUGGGGGCAGCAGCCGCAGCCGGGCUACGACUACCCCUGCAGCCAGGCAGGAGAGGGAUACGGCUACGGUGAGAGUGGCCAGCAGCAGAUGUACCCACCGUGUCGUCCCGGCACCGGGCAAAAAAUCGCCCGCGUGAAGCUUACAAAGGCCAGGCAGUACGCCGCAGGGAUGCCGAUGAUGUGCCGGCUGUCGGAGCCCCAGGAGUGCAGCGUCUUCUCCGGCGGCGACCAGUACUACUAGGGUAAGAGUGAGUCGGCGCGCCGUGCAAGACGCAUGUGCGCGUCCAAAUCCUGAACCUGAAUAAUGUACUAACUCUGAGGAAUAAAUAAGGGGAUGUUUUUUUUAUGAAACAUAAAUAAGGGGAUGUUGCCAGAUAGCACUGGCACGGUUCGUGUAAUAAAAAGGGUUCAGAAAUAGUUCAAAUGAGUCCCAUGGGAAUCA